GUUUACUGGGCUCCCUGUGUUACCAGACCCUGUGUGAGGAACUGUGUGAGUGUUGUCUAGACAGUCGUCGGCAAGAGAUAUUUUCUAUCUUCUUCCAUUGAAGACCUUCCAAAAUGGACGCAGAGAAGGAAAUCAAGACUAUGAAGCUAUAUUCUGAUGUGGAAAGGAUUUAUAAACAGCUUGAGCAGUUGGGCUAUAGCAGAACAGACACCUUAAAACUAGAAGAUGUAAACAAGUUUGAUGAGUAUCACUACCUUGGGACAGAUGCCGUGAUGCAUUGUAUUAAAGAGCUGGGAAUAAACUCUUCACACAAGGUCCUUGACUUUGGAUCGGGUUUAGGAGGUCCUGCUCGCUUUAUUGUGGCCAAAACCAACUGUGAACUACUGGCAGUUGAGUUACAAGCUGAUCUCAAUGAUACAGCAGUGGACUUAACUAAAAGAUGUGGAUUGGAUACAAAACUGAAGCAUCUUUGGGGAGAUAUCUUGAAGCUUGAUAUGGAGUCCGGCUCCUUUGAUUUCCUUGUCAGUUGGCUGGUCAUUCUUCACAUUGAAGACCGCAAGUCUCUCUUUAAUAACUGUGCUAAACUCAUCAAACCAGGAGGAAAAAUGUACACAGAGGAUUUUUACAAACUCAGUGAUUAUGAUGAUAACUUUAGUCGAAUGCUAAAGGAGGAUUUGUUCAUAGCGUACCUGCCUACGAAGGAUGAGUACGUAAAGCAAUUGGAACAAGCUGGAUUCACUGAUAUCCAGUUUGUAGACGUCACAGAAGAAUGGACUACAUUUGUUAGCAAAAGGGUUGAAGAUUUUCACGCCGGCAAGGAGAGUUAUGUCAGUGUUUUUGGUCAAGCGACGUACGAUGGCUUAAACCAUUUCUAUACCGCUGUUGAUAAAUCCUUCAAGUCUAAAGCAGUUGGCGGUUGUAGAAUAAUAGCCACUAAGAAAUAAAUGAUAGAUUUUUUUUGGUAUUUUUGCUGA
Messenger RNA from Actinia tenebrosa (Australian red waratah sea anemone), 974 nucleotides. RefSeq names its product phosphoethanolamine N-methyltransferase. Gene Ontology annotation, molecular function: S-adenosylmethionine-dependent methyltransferase activity. Lineage: Eukaryota; Metazoa; Cnidaria; Anthozoa; Actiniaria; Actiniidae. The record is from RefSeq and is a predicted model, not a curated record.